Molecule: messenger RNA, 696 nt
Organism: Aspergillus luchuensis
Lineage: Eukaryota; Fungi; Ascomycota; Eurotiomycetes; Eurotiales; Aspergillaceae
Product: nuclear transport factor 2 family protein
Exons: 2
Coding region: 1-696 (231 amino acids)
Source: RefSeq, a predicted model, not a curated record
AUGGUCGUUAACAUCACCGCCGAAGAUCCUCAACCUACCAUCCACAGCCACAUCAAUGGCACUACGGAAGAGAUCCUGGAUCGCCUUUGUGUCACCGAGCUCCUAAAGGGAUGGCCAGUAUACCGAGAUGCCUCGGAAUGGGCCCACUACCGAAACUGUUUCGCUGAACAGGCUUACAUCUUUACCACAUGGAGCGGCGGCAUGCCCAUCGACGAUUUCAUCGAAGUCUCCAAGAAGGGCCGUCGAAACGGCGACCAUAUCAUGCACCGCGAAAACGGCACGCUCGUCGAGCUGAACUCUAAGACAGGCCGUGCUGUCGGAAAAAUGAAAGCCACUAUCACCCAGCGCUUCUCAUUUGAUGGCAUUGAGUUUGAUGUUGAAUGUGACUGCCGCUUUAUUAUGUGGUGCCAGAAGGAUCCAGCCGGGUGGAAGGUCCACUACAAGCGCUUGUUCUACGAGAAGGAUAAGAUCAUGCCCGUGGAUGGCAAGCAUGUGCCUGAUUUUUCGGAGGAGGAGCUCAAGCCGUAUCCGUAUGGAUAUAGGUAUCUGGGUGCUUCUCAGGCGAGAUUAGGGCAUAAGAUUAAGUUGGAUUUGCCGACGAUGGAGGAUAAUGAUAAAUUCCGGGGCAUGUAUGAGGCUAUGGAGAAGUGGUUGAGGGGAGAGGAUAUUAAGGAGACUUUGGGGAUUCCUGUGUAG